Molecule: messenger RNA, 738 nt
Organism: Oikopleura dioica
Lineage: Eukaryota; Metazoa; Chordata; Appendicularia; Copelata; Oikopleuridae
Source: the annotation of a GenBank genome assembly
AUGACGUGGAAUAGAGGCAACAGCUACAGUGACAGGAAGAGCGGGGGAAACAGUAGAAGAAGAAAUGGAUUCAGAAAUCGGAUCCCAUUGGAAAAACGAAAAAUCAAGACAGACUUCGACGAGAAGGCUUUUCCCGGCUUGAAGGAUUUGACACAGAAAGAACGAAACAACUUCUUUACUCUCUACGAACGGCACGACCAAGAAUACGACCAGCCUUUUACCUUCAAAAAGAAAGAGAAAGCGACUCGCCACGAAAUUAGCAAUGUUCGAACGACGAAAAGAGCGAUUUCACCGGUUCAUCAAAACUUCAAGUCGAAGAGGCCGCGAUCUUCCACGCGACCGGAUGAACCAACUCGAUCGGGCCCAAUCUACAACGACUCGACCACGGACGAGGAGGACCCAUACGGCUUCAAAGAAAACUAUUCCAACCCCACAAAAAUCCGUCUCGAAGCGGAAAAUCAACGAAGAAUCAACUGGGUCUUGAGCCUCUCCGACGAAGAGUUCCACUGGCUCCGAAAACAACAAGGAAUCCAUGGAGAUACGCAGGAAAAGGCAGCGCAGGCGGAGGUGGAAAGAAAGAGCAUCCAGACGCAGUAUCGAAAAGAGGAUUUCAAGAGCGUGAAUCCGUACGACUCGUUCUCCAGCCGCGCCCGCAUCUCCACCAAUUCCAGCCACUCGAUCGACGCCCGACUCGAAGAGCUCCAGUCUUCGAUGAGCAAGCGCUCCCACGACUUUUAG